Messenger RNA from Brassica oleracea var. oleracea, 2706 nucleotides. RefSeq names its product U-box domain-containing protein 5-like. Lineage: Eukaryota; Viridiplantae; Streptophyta; Magnoliopsida; Brassicales; Brassicaceae. The transcript has 4 exons. Gene Ontology annotation, biological process: protein ubiquitination. The record is from RefSeq and is a predicted model, not a curated record. Gene Ontology annotation, cellular component: cytoplasm; nucleus. Gene Ontology annotation, molecular function: ubiquitin-protein transferase activity. Bases 287 to 2470 code for a protein of 727 amino acids.
AUGUUAAACAAUCUCCCCUUUUGGACCUAAACGCGGUCACGUAGAAUCAGUCACAGCCCAAUUAUUGUUUCUCCUAUUUUAAUUUGAAAGCUCAACGAUUUAAACUCUGCCGUCAUUCACCAGAAGCUGUCACUUUAACACUCGUAGUUUCUGUUUCUUUUCUCUCUUCUCUUCCCUAAGAGGCCACUCUCAUAUCAUUUUUUUUCAUUUUUUCUCCAAAGAUUCAAAAUAUUUUUCAUCUUUAUAUGUUUAUCAAACUUUCAGAAUUGAGAAACUUGUUGUUUAGAUGGGAAUUACUCAACGGAUAGAGAAGUUGCCUCAUUCCUACAAGAUGCACUCUUCCAUGUGCUUAGAGUUAAAGAACUUAGUUGAUAGGGUCAUGAGAAUCUUUCCUGAUAUAGAAGAUGCUAGACCAGGAUCCUCCACAGGGAUACAGACUCUAUGUUUGAUCAACAAAGCUUUGGAGAAAGCUAAGUUGCUUCUUCAAUACUGCAGUGAAUCCAGUAAACUCUACAUGGCAGUAACAGGAGAAGCUAUACUCUCAAGAGGUUGUAGAGCCAAAAAGUUAUUAGAGCAAAGCUUAAGUGACAUCAGAAGCAUGGUACCAACUGUUUUGGCUACUAAGAUCACUCAAGUAGUCCAAGACCUUAGGUCAACUGAGUUGGCUCUAGAAUCAUCUGAAGAAGAAGCUGGGAAAGCUGUUAGAGAACUGAUGAAAAGGAGCACAACCUCAUCUGUUUCUUCUGAUGAGGUUAGAGAUUUCCAUUAUGCAGCACUGAAGCUCCAUCUCUCAACACCUGAAGCCAUUGUGAUUGAGAGAAGAUCCCUGAAGUCUCUUUUUGCAAAACUAGGCGAGUGUGAAGUGAACAAGAGAAAGAUUCUGAAGUACCUUCUCUGUCUUUUAAAGAAGCAUGAGAAGAUCAUCUGGAGAGAUCACAAGGAGAACUCCUUCACACAGCUUCAGUCUGUGAAUGAUUCUGUGUGUGCUAGUGAUGCAGAAGCAGGGUGUUCUGAGGAGGAACACAAUGCUACACUUCCUGAGCAUUUUAAAUGCCCUCUUUCUCUUACCGUCAUGUAUGAUCCUGUCAUGAUCUCCUCAGGCCACACCUUUGAGAGGAUGUGGAUUCAGAAAUGGUUUGAUGAAGGUAAUGAGUCUUGUCCUAAAUCAAGAAGGAAACUAGAUGACUUCACAAUGAAGCCUAACGUGGCCAUGAAGGAACAGAUAUCAAAGUGGUGCUCCAAGAACGGUCUUGAUGUUCAAGAUCCAACAACAAAGCACGCAAAGUCUUCACACAAUCUUGACUUCUCCAUUGCUAGUUUUGGAAGCUCUCUGUACAAUCUUGACUUCUCGAGUAGGGACUUCAGCUCAAGCUUUUCAACUGAUCCACCUUCCUACUCUAAGGGUGGUUACUUCAUGCCAAUGAAGACGAUAGCUUCUGAGUCAGGAACUGAAGUCACAGACUCAAGUCAAAGCGAGGUGGAGAUAGAGCCUUUAAGUGAACUCAUUAAGCUUCCAUGGGAGGCUCAGGUGAAGACCAUUCAAGAUGUAAAAAAACGUUUUGAGAACAACUCUAGGGCUUUUCAGUCUAUGUUACCGAGUAAGUUUCUUGAGCCACUUGUCACGUUCUUGAAGAAUGCUGCUGGAACCAAUGCAAACACGAUAAAGAGUGGGUUGGCUUUGUUGUUGACUUUCCUCAGUGGUAACAGAAAGGCUAUAGAGGCUUUGGAAGAAGACGUGUUUGAAACGUUAUCUGUUUUUCUAGGGUUUGAGUUAUUAGUAGCUGAAGAAGCUUUGAAUGUACUUGAGUUUCUCUCUAACCAGCCACAUAGUCUCUCCAAGAUAACUCUUUCUUCCCUUAUGAAGAUGGCUGAGUCUGGACCAGAACAUCUCCAAGAACAAGCUGUGAUCACACUCAAGAACCUGUCCACAAGCAAUGAGAUUUGUCUAGAAAUGGUAACUCUAGGUUUCGUCAAGAACCUCACAUUAUUCUUGCAACAAAGCGUCUUCAGCAAGCAAUCAAUCAUCAUUAUGAGGAACUUAUGCAACACCGAGAAAGGGCGGGUUUGUAUAACCGAGACACCGAGUUGUUUAGCUUCAAUAGCUGAGUUGCUGGACUCAAAUGUGCCAGAGGAGCAAGAGACAGCAAUCUCCAUCCUCUUACAGCUGUGUGUGGAGAAGAUAGAGUAUUGUAACCUUGUGGUGAGGGAAGGAGUUGAUAUUUAUCCAUCUCUCUUCUUGAUAUCCAACAAUGGAACAGAGGAAGCUAAGGUGGGUGCAUCAGAGUUGCUUAGAGCUCUUGAAGAAGUAGAUUUCAACAGAGAAGAAGAAGAAGAAAAAGAAUCUUCCACAACUACUUCACAGGUUGUUACUCCAGUUAUGCAUCAGGAUCCUAUAAUAACAACACCAUCUCCAAAGAAGUCUGGUCUAUUUGGACUCAGUAUCUCCAUUCUAAAGAAGAAGAAAAGAUAGAUAGAAGCAUAAUUAGCUUAGUUAGGCUGUUUUUAACCUAGUCUUUGGACAGUUACAAUUUUUUUGUGUGGUUUUCUGUCUUUGUUGAUUUAGGGCUUGUAUGUGUUGAUACCAACCCAAAGAGCCUCCGUUAAUGCAAGUUUAGUUGUAAUUUGAUAGGGAACGCAUUGUGAGGAAAUAUAGUAUGCAAUUUGUAAAUCCUUAAGUCACAAAAAUGGUCAAUUAUUUUAAGUAAA